Lotus japonicus is the source of this 1585-nucleotide messenger RNA. Its product is annotated as ADP,ATP carrier protein 1, mitochondrial-like. The record is from RefSeq and is a predicted model, not a curated record. Gene Ontology annotation, cellular component: mitochondrial inner membrane. NCBI's taxonomy places the organism in Eukaryota, Viridiplantae, Streptophyta, Magnoliopsida, Fabales, Fabaceae. Bases 168 to 1295 code for a protein of 375 amino acids. Gene Ontology annotation, biological process: mitochondrial ATP transmembrane transport; mitochondrial ADP transmembrane transport. The transcript has 4 exons. Gene Ontology annotation, molecular function: ATP:ADP antiporter activity.
UCGUUUCAAAGCAUUCUCCUCCAACAAACUCGCGCAGCCUCCAACCCCUUCCUUCAUUCCUAGGUUAAUAAAAUCUCUGCUCUCGAUUCUUCUUGAUCGUUUCGUUUUCUGUUUCUAACUUCCAAUCUUGUUGUUCACUUCAAUUUGUUUCAUCUGUAAAAAUCACCAUGGUUGAUCAGGUUCAGCGCGCUAGAAUCAAUGAGAAUGUUGCAGCCCAGCCCUAUCUCCGAUAUGGUCUCUCUUCAUACCAAAGGCGGUUUGGGAAUUACUCGAAUGCCGCAUUUCAGUAUCCGGUGAUGCCAUCAUGCAGAGCCACAACUGAUUUUUCUACCGUUGCAGCAACUACCUCCCCUGUCUUUGCUGCAGCUCCUGCAGAGAAAAGCCACUUUCUUAUUGACUUUCUCAUGGGUGGAGUUUCAGCUGCUGUAUCCAAAACCGCAGCUGCUCCCAUUGAAAGGGUUAAACUUUUGAUCCAGAACCAGGACGAGAUGAUCAAAGCUGGAAGACUUUCUGAGCCCUAUAAGGGUAUUGGUGAUUGUUUUACGCGAACAAUGAAGGAUGAGGGUGUGGUUGCUCUCUGGAGAGGCAACACUGCAAAUGUCAUCCGUUAUUUCCCCACUCAGGCCUUGAACUUUGCAUUUAAGGACUACUUCAAGAGGCUUUUCAAUUUCAAGAAGGAUAGGGAUGGUUACUGGAAAUGGUUUGCUGGCAACUUGGGCUCAGGAGGUGCUGCUGGUGCCUCAUCCCUUUUAUUUGUCUACUCCCUCGACUAUGCCCGUACCCGUCUGGCUAAUGAUGCAAAGGCUGCAAAGAAGGGCGGAGGAGGACGACAAUUCAAUGGUCUCAUUGAUGUCUACAAGAAGACAUUGGCAUCUGAUGGUGUUGCUGGUCUUUACCGUGGUUUCAACAUUUCCUGUGUUGGAAUCAUCGUGUAUCGUGGUCUUUACUUUGGAAUGUAUGAUUCCCUGAAGCCAGUUCUCCUGACCGGAUCUUUGCAGGAUAGUUUCUUUGCUAGCUUUGGUCUUGGAUGGCUCAUCACCAAUGGUGCAGGUCUAGCAUCUUACCCAAUUGACACUGUCCGAAGAAGAAUGAUGAUGACCUCAGGGGAAGCUGUGAAGUACAAGAGCUCAAUGGAUGCAUUUACCCAAAUCCUCAAGAACGAGGGUCCCAAGUCCUUGUUUAAGGGAGCUGGUGCUAACAUCCUUCGUGCUGUUGCUGGUGCUGGUGUGCUUGCUGGCUAUGACAAGUUGCAGGUGGUGUUCUUCGGCAAGAAGUAUGGAUCCGGUGGUGCUUAAAUUUUCAGCCCCUAUUCAUAUUUUAGUUAUUUGAUGCUGAUGAAAAUCACAGACUGCUGAGAAUGCUCCAAGUAUUGCGGCAAAAUUUUGUUCAAUAAUUUCACUUCAAUGGUUGCAGUCUGCAGACCCUUUUUUUCUUGGGAUAUCACAAUUUGAUAUUUCAACUAUAUGAUUUAUUUAUGUUUCAAAAAAAAAACUAUAUGAUUUAUUUAAGUGGCAGGCAAAUCAUCUGUCCUCUAUUGAAUUCCGUUUUGUUUGAUUUGAAUUUUUAAGAGAUACUCUAUUCUAUA